This is a messenger RNA of Sceloporus undulatus (fence lizard), 1915 nucleotides long. RefSeq lists its product as uncharacterized. The transcript has 3 exons. The record is from RefSeq and is a predicted model, not a curated record. The coding region runs from base 972 to 1703 and encodes 243 amino acids. Lineage: Eukaryota; Metazoa; Chordata; Lepidosauria; Squamata; Phrynosomatidae. Gene Ontology annotation, molecular function: cysteine-type endopeptidase inhibitor activity.
GGGUCAGGCCCCCGGCACGUGACGCGGGAAGGUGGUGGGUGGGAGUGGCUGCCUGGAGGGGGCGGGGCCAGUGGCGUUGCGAGGGGCUCCGCUGGCCUCUCUCCCUCCCCGGUCGCCGGGGCUUCCUGGCCGAGAGCGCUCUCUCCGGCGGAGCCUCCGAGGAAGCGGAAGGGCCGGAGGAGGCGGAGAGCUGAGUCCCUCUGGGAGAGCCAGCCAGGCGGCUGAGUCAGGCUGGGAAAAGGCCCUUCCUGCGGGAUCAUAACAAAGGCUCCCUUGAGGCGGAAGCAAGGGAAGGGUUCCCGAGACAAAGGCGGCAGUGAAGAGGGCAGAUAGAGGCGCCCUUUCUGCCUCAUGAUCGGAGGCUGACCUUUCGGAGGGUUUACCUUGGACCGCGCUCCCUCCCCAGGAGGCUUUCUUUGGCAGCAGCGCCGCUUCCGGGGAGGGCAGAGGGAGGGAGGGAGGCCUAUUGCUGCUGCUACUGCUGCUGCCAAUGGAGAGCCCGAGCCAAGAGCAGAAGGGCCCCCGGCCUCCAGAGACCCUCGAGGCUGCGCUUCUGCCGGAGGAGGAGGAGGAAGUCCCCGGGGCACAGGGCUCCCUCUGGCCCCAGACAGCCUCUGCCCCUUUGGGCCCUUGGCGCCAGGGAGGAAGGGAAGGGCCAGGGCUGCCCCAAAAGCCCAGGGGAUGCCAGGGGAGGGUCCUGGCAGAGCCCCCCUCGAAGGGCAUGGCGCCCAGGGGCCCCUCCCCGGAAGACCCUCUCCUGCCUUUGGCUGCAGGGGCUGCGCCUGUUUAAGGCCUGCUUCAAAGGAGGAGAUUCGGCCGCAGAGGGAGCUUGCUUUAAGGGCUCCUGGCGACUGAGGGCCAGGGAGACCCUUCCUUCUGCCCAGCCCUUCUAGGUGCCCUGGGUGCAGUUUGGCCCCAAGUGGAAGGGCCUGGAGGAAGCCCGCUCCGUCCCAAAGCGCACUGACCUUCACAUGUUCCUUUCCCUGCGGAGACAAAAGUGGCGCGGGAGGAGGACCUUGUGGCCCUGCUUUCCCUGCCAGGCUGGCAGAUGGGCAGGUGGGGCAUGCCCCCGCGGGGAGGGGCUCCUUCCCUAUAUCAGAGGGGCCUGGGCCACGGCUGCCACACCGCCUCCUGCUCCAGAGAAGAUGGCGCUUUCCCAGCCGGGCCACCGCUGCCACUGCCUUUGGGCCUUGGGGGGCCUCCCAGUGCUGCUGGUGCUGCUCCUGGGGCAGCCGGCCCAAGGAUGGGUCAACUUCCGGUCCCCGAUGUCCGCCUCCCGCUUGGCCAGCCUCAUGUGGCCAAAGCAAGGAGCCAUGCUCUACCGCCAGGCUGUGAAAGUGCUGCAAAUGGCCAUGGACCACUUGAACGAGAAGCACAACACGACCUACUCCCGGGCGCCAGGGGUGCCAACGCACAUCAUGCUGGAGACUGUGUUCGGACGCACUUACCAUGUGAACGUGGUGCUGGUGGAAGCCAAAUGCCCCGAAGGCCAGGCAAAGUGGGACUCCAAGGACUGCAAGGUCGCCCCUGACGCACCGAAACUGGAGUGCAGGCUAGAAGUGACCAUGUUUUUGGGCAAUGAAGAGCCAUACAUUAAAGACGAUGGCUGCGAGACCUUCAAGCAGCUGUUACCUGAUGCUGUUCCUGAUCCAGAAGGAGGAGGAGGAGGAGACGGAGAAGAAGAAGCUGCACCGUUCAUCUGACAAAGCAGAGAGGAUGCCGAGGGCUCUGUAGUUUCCCCUGCAAUUGGCCAAAUGCAAUUCUGAAUUGUUGCUUCGUAUGAUCCCCACCAAGAAAAGUCCCCUCUUUGAGGGAAAUAUACGACUCAGGCUACAAUUACAACAGUACAGUUUAUUUGAAAAAUCUUAUUAAAGUAAUACAAGUUGAAAUAUGAUUAAAAAAUUAAUGCAAAGAA